Molecule: messenger RNA, 1632 nt
Organism: Acipenser ruthenus (sterlet)
Lineage: Eukaryota; Metazoa; Chordata; Actinopteri; Acipenseriformes; Acipenseridae
Product: M1-specific T cell receptor beta chain-like
Exons: 6
Coding region: 1-1008 (335 amino acids)
Source: RefSeq, a predicted model, not a curated record
AUGAUCCGCAUUCUAACUGUGGCAACAUUCUAUUCUGAAGUUUUUCUUUUUCUCGGUGCAAAUCCCUCUUAUUAUUUCACUCGGAUUGGACAGCCCGUUACCGUCCCCUGUGUCUUCAACUGGAAACUCGAAUCUACCGAUCAGGUCCGCUGGUUCCGAGACAACGCGAGCGGGGGACUAACCGAGCUAUUCCCUGGUGAAUGCGGAGAUCCGGGCUCCCAAUGCAGGAUCACCAGCACCGUAGAGAGCAAUAGAGUCACGCUAACAAUCCGGGACACGCAGAGAAACGAUAACGGGCGAUAUUACUGCGGUGAACACAGUGGCAGCACUGUGGAAUUCUCAGACGCAUCCGUUGUGAUCGUGUCUGGAGUUUCAGAUGAUUCCUCUGUGAAUCCGUCAGUGUCUAUCCUGCCCCCCCUGGCUGCCUCCGGCAGCGCGCUCGAUUCCAAGGCGACCCUGACAUUAGUGUGUCUAUUCCGGGGCCUCUCCUCGCCUUCGGUUCGUGUCCGGUGGUUCAUCUCCGGUAACCUCACGGCGGAGGGAACGCCGAGCUCUGGGAUCAGAGUGAAGGAGGGCGGAGAGGGACAGGGAGACGGAAAGAGCUACCCCGCUACAAGCCGCCUGACAAUCCCGGUGGAGACGUGGAGAAGCGGGGCUGAGUGCGCAUGCGAAGCGCAGUUGAACUGGAACACUUCUAUCCGCAGCGGGAAUGUUUCAUACGCUGGGAUUCACGGGGCGGGUCUGGUUGCAGAGCGGUGCCUGGUUCAGUACGCCGUGUUCUCCGGGGUCUCACUCCUCGCUCUCUCCGCGGCUCUCUGCGGCUGCGCGCUGUGGACCCGCCGCCGCUUCAAACCAGCGUCCACUGAAGACUCCACGCAUGUAAUUUACAAAAGGACCGCAGGCAGCGGAGAUACAAAGAGGAGAGAUGAAGAGGACAGUCUGGUCACCUACGCGAGCUUGGAGUUUGAAUCCCAGAAGAAGAACAACACAAAGAAGAGACGCAUAUAAUAAUAAUAAUAAUAAUAAUAAUAAUAAUAAUAAUAAUAAUAAUAAUAAUAAUAACACUAUGUAACACAAUUUUUGUUCCUGGGUAGUAAGUGUUAUUUCCUAAUUGCUUAUGCCUCAAAAGUAUAGAAAAUGGCUAUUAUUCCUCACAAACUUUGCUUUUGUGACCAGGACAGUGAUAUUUUGAAAUUUACCUAUUUCCAAUGAGAAAACGGGCGAAUUUGUGUCUUUUCGUUCACAUUAAGUCAGAAAAAAACAACAUAUGAAUCCGAAUUAACAUGUAUUUAUACUAAAGUAAUACAAAAAUGACUACAAAAGAUUUAGAAGUGAGUAGUUUUUUGAGAUUUACGAUUAUACUGUAAAUCACUUUCACGAAUCAGCCCCCAAAUGUAGUCUCCCAUCAUGUUCUCGUUAUACUGUCCUUGGUAGCGGCGUUCAAAGUCCAGUAUAUCCUGGUGGAAGCGCUCGCCUUGCUCCUCCGAGUACGCUCCCAUGUUCUCCUUGAAUUUAUCAAGAUGAGCAUCAAGGAUAUGGACUUUGAGGGACAUCCUACAGCCCAUUGUGCCGUAGUUCUUCACCAGAGUCUCAACCAGCUCCACAUAGUUUUCGGCCUUGUGAUUGCCCAGG